Messenger RNA from Lepisosteus oculatus (spotted gar), 1578 nucleotides. RefSeq names its product phosphatidylinositol glycan anchor biosynthesis, class P (gene pigp). Gene Ontology annotation, molecular function: electron transfer activity; phosphatidylinositol N-acetylglucosaminyltransferase activity. Gene Ontology annotation, cellular component: endoplasmic reticulum; membrane. The record is from RefSeq and is a predicted model, not a curated record. NCBI's taxonomy places the organism in Eukaryota, Metazoa, Chordata, Actinopteri, Semionotiformes, Lepisosteidae. Gene Ontology annotation, biological process: GPI anchor biosynthetic process.
UUGUUGUUAUUCCGCCAGAGAGAUUUUGCUUUACAUAGGGGGCAAAGCGAGCGGUAACUUUGCUGUGUCGCAUUUCCUUAUGAUAGAUUUGAUUAUAAAUAUGAGGGGGUGGAUAGUCAUCUUCCGGGUUCUCCUGCAGUAUCAAUUAUUGCAUUCCAUUUUCUUUCUGUCUUUUAAACUUUACGGAGUACGAGGUACGCCUUUGUAGGAUAAUGGUUGAAAAUACCCCCUCUCCCCUACCGGAAAGAGCCAUCUAUGGAUUUGUCCUUUUCUUGGGUUCUCAGAUUGUUUUUGUUCUGUAUUUAGUGUGGGCCUAUGUCCCUGAAUCUUGGCUGCAUUCAUUAGGAUUGACUUAUUGGCCCCAAAAGUACUGGGCACUUGCAGCACCAAUUUAUUUGCUGGUUGCUAUAUCAAUGUGUUUUGUGCUUCUCUUUGGUAUAAACAUGUUAAACACUGCUCCCCUGUGCUCUGUGGACACUGUUACAGACUGCUAUGCAAGAAGCCAGCAGGAGGGGGACAGAUACAAGGGCGCAAUCCCCAGGCUACAAGAUGUAUCCAUCAGUGAAGUGAAUCGCAUUUUCUAUCUUUCACCACAGAAGCCUUGCUGAUGGAAAAAAAAGAGGAAUUUUAAAGCUUUCAGAUGGAAUCCUAAUCAUGUGAUGGGGUCUGUGGUAAAAACUGCAUCUUGAGUGCAGGGGUCGCUCAGGUGUGCUUUUCGCAGAAAUGCUAAAUUUUUUCGUGGCCAAGAACCUGAACCAAGUAUUUGCUGGGACAAUUAUGGAAGACUUCUAUAAAGAAACAGACUUCUUGUGUCUUGCCUGUCACAUUAACUUGUACGGCUCAGGAGUGCAGUGCUUUAUUUAUUUCAGUCAGGACACAUCCAAUGGUGUGACACACUAUGCGUGUCAAAGCUCUUGCUGUUGAAAUGUGACUGAUUUCUGGUACAGUUAUUAACACAGUAAUUAACUUUGUAGAUGAUGUGAAACGUUGUUUAAAUUGCCCUGUUGGAGCAUGGCUUCUUCUAAAGAGAUCAGACUCAUCUUGGAAAGGACACACUGUUAAAUAAGAUAUUUAAGAAUAAAACUUUAAUAGUUACCUCACAUUUGCAACCAUUUUUGUUAGAACAUAGAAUCUAUAUCGUUACUUUUUUAUCUUAUAAUCACCUGAGAUUCAGAGGAAAUGGAUGAUUUCUAGAUCAGGUUGAUGGGUAUGAGGUGGGCUGUGGUUAAACAGGAAAAAUGUUUACUCUGAGAGAUAAGACAGAGUAAAGACAAUCUUAUCUCCCCCUCUCUUUUUCUCUGUUUCUCCCAGUUUCGAGAUUAAUCUUAUCCAGAAGUAGUACUUUCCUCGCUUAGGGAUGGCCUGUUACAUCUUAUAGUGAGAUAAUGCUGAUUCUUACAGACAAUUUCCAAAAUAAUUUCAAUAAAGUUAUCAAGCCUGCUUUCGUAGAUAAUACUGCAUUUUUCAGUGCUUUUAAAACAUUUUUGCGUUUGUCUCAACAUAGUGAACUUUAAAAAUGACUUCCUUUGUUUUUCACCUGUGUCAAUGAUGGACUGUCAAUUAAAAAAUACAAUGACA